Molecule: messenger RNA, 1269 nt
Organism: Gallus gallus (chicken)
Lineage: Eukaryota; Metazoa; Chordata; Aves; Galliformes; Phasianidae
Gene: ECI1
Product: enoyl-CoA delta isomerase 1
Exons: 7
Coding region: 13-939 (308 amino acids)
Biological process (GO): fatty acid beta-oxidation
Cellular component (GO): mitochondrion
Molecular function (GO): enoyl-CoA hydratase activity
Source: RefSeq, marked validated
GUCCUGGAGAACAUGGCGGCGGUAGCGGCAGCAGCAGGGACUUUUGCCCGUCGGAUGGCUCGGUCAGGUGUGCUGUUCCCACGCAGCAGCCCACAGGUAUGGCCCCAAGCUGCCCGGCAGCCCCCUGGCCUCCUGCCUGCCCAGCGCCGUGCCUUCAGCAACAACAAGAUCCUGGUGGAGCUGGACACGAGCUCAGGCGUAGCCACGAUGAAGUUCAAGAGCCCUCCGGUCAACAGUCUCAGCCUGGACUUCCUCACUGAGUUCUGCAUAAGCCUGGAGAAGCUGGAGAACGACCGGGCCUGCCGAGGCCUGAUCAUCACCUCGGCCAUCCCCAGAGUCUUCUCAUCUGGCCUGGACAUCACAGAGAUGUGUGGGAAGAGCACGGAGCACUACGCUGAGUUCUGGAGGGCUGUGCAGGAGAUGUGGAUCCGGCUGUACGGCUCCAACCUGGUGACGGUCGCUGCAAUCAAUGGAUCCAGCCCAGCUGGAGGAUGUCUCAUUGCCUUGUCGUGUGACUACAGAAUCAUGGUGGAGAACCCCAAAUACGUCAUUGGCCUGAACGAAGCCCAGCUGGGCAUUGUGGCUCCCUUCUGGUUUAAGGACACGUUUGUGAACGCUGUGGGACACCGAGCUGCUGAACGCUCCCUCCAGCUGGGCCUCCUGCACUCUGUGCCCGAGGCCCACCGGAUGGGCCUUGUGGAUGAGGUGGUGCCAGAGGAGAAGCUGCAGGAGAAGGCUGUGGCUGUCAUGGCACAGUGGCUGGCUCUGCCUGACCAUGCCCGCCAGCUCACCAAGUCCAUGAUGAGGAAGGCAGUGCUGGACCACAUGCUUGCUCACCGGGAGGAAGACAUUCAGAACUUUGUCAAGUUCACAUCCAAAGACUCCAUCCAGAAGUCACUUUCAACGUACAUGGAGAUGCUGAGGAAGAAGAAGAGGUGAGGAGCAGCCAGUGGAUGCUUUUGUGACCCACACUGCAGUAUCUGUAGGCCUUCACAGUGAUGCUGUCUGCAGUGUGAGUGAUGGGUGAGAUGCUGCCUGCUCCGAGGUCACCACAACCACCCCCUCCUGUUAGUCCCCAUAGAGUGCCUGUCACCACUGCUGCCUUCCUGAGGGCAGGGAGAGCUGUUGGCUCAGCUCACCCAAGGAACAAACAGGGAGAGCCUUGGCAACACUAUGGCUCGAGCCUACAUGUCCUCGGGUGUCCUCCCUCCUGUCCAACAACUAAUUGUGCAAAUGAUGUUUGUUGGUAAAGCCUUUGAUGAGGUGGGA